AGAGCUAUAAAUCACCCUCCAGUGAAGAAUUCCAGACAAUUCCAUAACUACCUGAAGAAGGACGGAAGAAACUCCUGACCUUCCUGGAAACAGAAGAGAUGAUUCUAACAGUGGUGUUCCUGUGUGUCACAGCUGUGCUACCUCCAUCCACUGGACAGGAACCUGAAGCUCUUGGUGCUCUGUCAAGCAGCAGAGCAGAGCAGCAGAAGCUGAUUGUUGACAGACAUAAUGCCCUCAGGAAAGGAGUAAAACCAACUGCCAGCAACAUGAUGAAGAUGGAAUGGUGUCCUCCAGCUGCAGAGAAUGCCCAAAACUGGGCCAAUCAAUGUACUUUAAGGCACAGUCCUCCUAAUCUGAGGAGAACCAAUGUACUAUGUGGUGAAAAUCUCUUCAUGUCCUCUGCCCCGUUAUCGUGGUCAUAUGUUCUUCAGUCCUGGUACAAUGAGGAAAAAAAUUUCAAAUAUGGAACUGGAGCAAAAACAAAAGGUGCUGUGGUUGGCCAUUACACUCAGAUGGUUUGGCACAAUUCUUAUAAAAUUGGAUGUGGUUUAGCCUUCUGCAGCAACACUACGUACAGUUACUUUUACGUCUGCCAGUACUGCCCCGCGGGAAACCUAAUAAGUUCAAUGAAGACACCCUACAAGGAAGGAGAGCCCUGUGGGGAUUGCCCUAAUUCUUGUGAGGAUGGAUUAUGCACCAACCCUUGAAAGUUUGAAGAUGCUUUUUUCCAACACUCCUGGCAAAGUGUUCAGGAUGUACCAGAGCUUCGUCUACAGCCCUGCUCCUGCCAAUGCAAAACUGAACUAAAAUAAUAGGCUCAACUUUUGCCUUCCUGGACAUCCAUCUCCUUAAUGAAUUCUUCCACAAACACUGAUUCCAUCCUGCCUCUCCCACAUAUGAGAAGGACUGACUUCAGUCCAGUGACUCACACAAGAAAAAUCUGUAGCAUGAUGUAUAUAUUCUAUUUAUGUAAUGGUCCAGAACAUGGUAGAGACGUUAAUUUAAAUUUGUUGUUUGGUUGGCAGAUAUAUUUAAUUAUUAGUUUUUCUCAUCUUUCUCUUCCCAAAAUGUUAUCUAAUAAACAUUUUUGAAGUUC
Molecule: messenger RNA, 1096 nt
Organism: Corvus hawaiiensis (hawaiian crow)
Lineage: Eukaryota; Metazoa; Chordata; Aves; Passeriformes; Corvidae
Product: cysteine-rich venom protein kaouthin-2-like
Exons: 8
Coding region: 99-707 (202 amino acids)
Cellular component (GO): extracellular region
Source: RefSeq, a predicted model, not a curated record